Messenger RNA from Aureobasidium pullulans EXF-150, 1572 nucleotides. RefSeq names its product cytochrome protein. The record is from RefSeq and is a predicted model, not a curated record. The coding region runs from base 1 to 1572 and encodes 523 amino acids. The transcript has 2 exons. Gene Ontology annotation, molecular function: oxidoreductase activity, acting on paired donors, with incorporation or reduction of molecular oxygen; heme binding; iron ion binding. Lineage: Eukaryota; Fungi; Ascomycota; Dothideomycetes; Dothideales; Saccotheciaceae.
AUGUAUGGGUUACUCUUUGGUACAUUCUUUGCGAGUCUCUUCUUUCUCAUAUCAAAAUGGAUCUUCGACUACUUCAAAGACCCCAAGGGAUUGAGGAAAUAUCCUAAUAUGCACAUCCUCUCUGGAGUCACAAACAUCCCUUACAUGCUCCUAUCGGAGAAAGGCUUCAGAUCAAAGAAGCUCUUCGAGCUGCAUUCCUCUGGCAUGCCUGUCAUCAGAACUGGCCCCAACUCUCUGUCGUACGGUGAUACCAGAGCCAUCAAGGACAUCUAUGGCCACAACACCAAGUGCAGCAAGGAUGGAAACUAUGUUGUGACCGCAGGUACUCAUUACCACAUGGCCGAUGUCAUCGAUAAGAACGAACACCGGCGUAAGCGUAGAGUUCUCUCCUCGGCCUACGCCCUGAAAAAUCUGGAAGAGUGGGAAUUCAAAGUCGCCGACAAGACCGUUCGCCUCAUCAACCAGAUAGACAAACGCUGUAGCGACUACGGACACGACGAAGUUGUUGACUACAAACCCUGGCUUAACUACUUCACCCUCGACGCCAUCGCCGAUAUUGGAUUGAGCCAUCGCCUCGGCUUCCUCGAUCAAGCCAGCGAUCGCACGAAAUCCCUGCGACCUGACGGAACCACUUUCGAGUCCAACUAUCGCGAAUGUCUUUAUGCAAACUCACAAGCAAAUUCUGUCAUCGGCUACUGCUACGAUUAUUACAAGUCCUUGGUCAAGCUCAGUAAACUAUUCCCCCACUACAACCGCCUCUGGAAGCUCAAUGAGGGUUGGGAAGGCAUUGUCCUCAAUCUCACCACCGAACGACUGAAGCGCUAUCAAGCAGGGGAACAACUCGAAGACUUUUUUCAGGCGCUGAUGCAAGACAAGAACGGCGUAGCCAACAACCUCGAAUUCGGCGAAAUCGCUGCCGAAAUCUCAAUCAUGAUGAACGCCGGCUCCACAACAACUGCAAUCGCAAUGACAAAUGUCAUGUAUAUGCUGCUCAAAAACCCGAAGUGUAUGCUGAAACUCCGCGAAGAAGUCGACAAUGUGCUGGAUGAAGAUGAUAUCGUCGCGCCUUACAGAAAGGUCAAAUACCUUCCCUAUCUUCGUGCUUGUCUGGACGAAUCCAUGCGUAUCUUUCCGCCAACAUCUCAUGGACUGACUCGCGCUACUCCGCCCGAAGGCCUCAUCAUUGCUGGCGAAUUUGUCCCUGGUGAUACGACCGUUUCUAUCUCCGCAUUCGUUGCCCACCGCGACCCCACCAUCUUUCCAGAGCCCGAAAAAUACACACCGGAGCGUUGGUUAGGUGAUGCAGGCAAAGAGCUAGGCUCGUACUUCCUUGCCUUCUCAACUGGUGCUAGAGGAUGCAUUGGACGCAAUAUCUCUUACCUAGAGCAGACGGUUGUGUUGGCUAGUAUGUUGCACAGAUAUGAGUUCGAGCUUGCGGAUUCAAACUUUGAGCCUGAGAGGCACGAGUUUAUGAACCUGCAUCCUUCGGCGCUGCCGGUGAGAUUCAAGAGGAGGAACAACGAAGUUGUGGCGGAGAAGCCAUCUCCUGCGGCCACGUCUAGAGCCGUCUAG